CAUUGUUAAAUUUCUGUCAAUGCUAUUUGUUGUUCUAUUUGAAUCACUUUCCAGCAGGUACCUGCUAACUCGGGCAUAAUUGAUACAAGAUACAAAUUCCCUGUGCAAUAACACAUAAAAUAACCACAAAAUGUAAAUUCCCAGCUAAAGGGAUUAUCUUGUUUGUAAUGGGAAUUAUACUAGCACAAAUUUGAUCAAUAUUUUCCCAGUGCUCUGUUUUGCAACUGUCUAUAAAUAUUAGUUCUUUUAUGUGAAGUGACAAGCAUUGUUGGAGUUUACCGUAAUGUCAACAAUAUCUGGAGACACAAUAAUUACAUGGUAUCUAAUGGAAAAAAACAUUGUCCUUUGAUUUACAUUAGUAAUUCCAAUCUGUGGUUAUGAAUCAUGGUAGCUGUAUACCAUUUACAAAAUUGAUUCUGUUGCGGAAAUGUGAUGUUCAUUUUAAAGAUUGUUAAGGUGCAGGCUCAGAGUGAUAGUGCCAGCAGUGACAAGUGUCCUGCAAGAAGUGAGCCAAAGAAAAACAGAAAAUUCUCAUGGUGUUUAAGUAAAGAUGAAGAGGAGGAGGAGCCGUUUGAGGAUAUUAAGCCUUUGAGCUCUAAACUAGAAGACCUGCAGACUUGUAAUGACUUGGUAGGCAAACAUGGAGCAGCUUUGCAGCGGUCAAUAGGAGAACUACAAGAAAUAGAGGACCAACAGGCCUUAAUAAACAAGCUGAAAGCUGUCAACGAGAAGGCUACCCUGUUCCGAAUCACAUCCAAUGCAAUGAUUAGUGCCUGUGCAGAAUUUUUAGAUUUGGCUCAGGUCCAGGAAAAGAAAUGGAACAAGUCAUUGCAAUAUGAAAGACAUCAACGUUUAAAUUUAGAGGAAACUGUGGAAGUUCUUGCUCGACAGCACAAUAACCUAGAACGAGCUUGCCAGCGCCAGGGAGGUGGUCCCCCUGCUUCCCAAGAUCCUCAGGGUGCUGUGGCUAAUGAUAGUGAAGAAGAGGAUGAUCAUGAGUUUUUUGAUGCAAUUUCUGAACAUUCUGAUAGUGAUUCUAUCCGAGGGAGUCAAGAUAGUAUAAGCACUACAAGUACAACCUCAGAAAGCUCAGGAAGAGAAAGCGAGGCAAAGCUAUUAUUACCCAUUGAUGAGAACAAUGGAAAUAAGCUUGAAAACACUGUUACAUCAGUCUCUACUAUUGUACCGUCUGGUUCGUUUGGUUCCAUAACGUCUUAUCCUUCAACAGAUAAAAUAUUAGCAAGAACCUACAGAAAGGCUAUAAAUCCCAGACCUGAUAUAAGUAUUAAUCUAUGGAGUAUACUUAAGAAUUGUAUAGGAAAAGAACUAACAAAGAUUCCCAUGCCAGUGAAUUUUAAUGAACCCUUGUCAAUGUUACAAAGAUUAACUGAAGACUUGGAAUAUUCUGACGUACUUGACAGAGCAACUGCCUGUCACUCAUCACUAGAACAAAUGUGCUAUGUUGCAGCAUUCACUGUCUCGUCAUAUUCAACCACUAGUCACAGAACAGGAAAACCAUUUAACCCGUUGUUAGGAGAAACAUAUGAGUGUGAUCGCUCAGGUGAUAAAGGAUGGCGUUCACUUGCUGAGCAGGUGAGCCAUCACCCACCAGCAUCAGCCCUUUAUGUUGAGCAUAAGGACUGGAUCUUCUGGCAAGAGUUUACUGCUACUAGCAAGUUCCGUGGCAAGUACCUACAAAUCAUCCCCCAAGGAGUAGCACAUUUGAAAUUUAUUAAGUCAGGGAAUCACUAUACUUGGAGAAAAGUUACUACAACAGUUCAUAAUAUUAUUGUAGGAAGACUUUGGAUUGAUCAGUCCGGUGAAAUGGACAUAGUCAAUCAUACGACCAAUGAAAACUGUCAUCUCAAAUAUGAUGCUUACAAUUAUUUUGGUAGAGAUACUCCUAGAAAGGUAACUGGUGUAGUGACAGACAACUCCAAGGUCGUAAGAUAUGUUAUAUCAGGUACUUGGGAUGCCAAAAUUGACUGUGCUAAAGUGGUUUAUCACAAGUCCCCUUCGCUUGGGAAAGGUACUGCCACUCCACAGAAGGGUACACCCCAGACCUUGCCUGCUACCACUAUAUGGCAGAGGAUUCUUCCUCCGCCAGAACAUGAUAAAAUGUACUUCAUGACAGAGUUUGCCAUCACACUGAAUGAAGCUGAACAAGGUGUAGCACCAACUGAUUCACGUAACAGACCAGACCAACGUCUCAUGGAAGACUGCAAGUGGGAGGAAGCAAACCAAGAGAAGUUGAGAAUAGAAGACAAGCAAAGAGCUUGGAGAAGACGUCGGGAGCAAGAAAGUGCUGAGGCACUUGAUGAGGGCAUAGUUUUAGAUGGCUAUAAACCUGUCUGGUUUGAGCAAAUUGUUGAUGAAUUGACAGAAACACCUAUGCAUGUCUAUAAGGGUGGCUACUGGGAAGCAAAAGAGAAGGCAGAUUGGUCACCAUGCCCUGAUAUUUACUAGGAUGACUGAGCAUCUAAUUAAUUACAAACACUGGUCCAUCACCGGUAUGCAAAGUGGGGGAUUGAUCAACCAUGUGAUUCAUUGUCAAAUUAAAUGGACUCAAACGACAACUUAAUCAAGUGACUGUUACAUUCAAAGUGACUAUGCUUAGUUCUAAUGUUCUUGAAUUGACCAAAAAAAAAUGCAAAUUAUAAAUUAAUAGGUUUUUUUUGACAGACUAUAAAUCACAUUAAAAAAUAGCUUUUUAAUACAGCUGAAAGAGUUGAAUAAACACUGUUAAAUUUUGGCUCUUUUACUCUCUUGUUUUGUUCCUGAAUAUGUGUAUGGGUGUGAAGUAUAGAAUCUGUUUCUAGACAGAGACAUUGAUGUAAGAUGAAUGCUGAGUUUGCACAGUGAUAAAUACCUAGUUGGAAUAAUGGCGAGAAGCAUGAAAAUUGAAUUGCUUUCUCAUUUUAUGCAAGGCGAGAGCUCCAUUUGAAGAGUGCUGUGAACUGUAAUUUUACCAAGGCCAUAUUACGUUUUCUAAAUAUGAAAGCAUUGAAAAAAAGAACCUGGUGGAACUUGUAGUCCUUUGGUUUAUUAAGGGCCUAUUGUAGAAAGGAAAGAAAAGGCUUUUUAAAGCUCUAAGAUCUUCACAAUAAUAAUUAACAGUUUUUCUAAAGUGAGAAUUCUAUAUAGCAUAAGAAGUUCAGCAUAAAACAUGAUUUGAAAGCAGUGCAAGAAAAUGAUAAUUAUAUAUAUUUUUUGAUUACCGAAAUAUCAAGUUCACAACAAGCUCAGAUACAUGGUUAUUUGGAUGGUUAUUUGGAUAUCUCAAAAACCAAAUUCAUUAGUAAUGACCGGUUAUUAUUAUUAUAGGGGGUGGGAGGUGUGUGUUGGCUGGUGCAAUAUGGAAUAUUGCAUGCUUAAAUUUUACUAACCCACCCUUAUCCGCAAGCAACAAAAAACAACAAAAAAAAGUCUGUAUGCAUUAAAGGACACUGUCAAUGGAUGACAUGCGCAGUAACAGUCUCACCUCUAAUGGACUUUAAAAGUAUUACCUUCAAGGUAAAUCAUUUUGUGGUGCUUUUGACACACUAUGGAAUAUUCUAGAUCUGUUUACGUUUACGAGCUGAUUUAUGUCGCGCCAACUUGGAGUCAUAAACUUGAAAACACUAGCCUAGUGCUUUCAAGUUUACUUGUGCAUGCGUGCCAUUGACAGUGUCCCUUUAACUGAGAAAUAAGUCUCAGCAUAGGUAUUUCCAAGGGUUUUCCAUAGGGUGGUUUGGAUAAUGGGAAUGGCACUGUGUUUUGAGUGAAAAGAUUGAUUUGUAAAGCAAAGUUUAAUAUUGGAAAUAAACCUUGAUUUUUGGAAGUUA
Molecule: messenger RNA, 3824 nt
Organism: Exaiptasia diaphana
Lineage: Eukaryota; Metazoa; Cnidaria; Anthozoa; Actiniaria; Aiptasiidae
Product: oxysterol-binding protein 1
Exons: 9
Coding region: 433-2466 (677 amino acids)
Cellular component (GO): cytosol; intracellular membrane-bounded organelle; membrane
Molecular function (GO): sterol binding
Source: RefSeq, a predicted model, not a curated record